Molecule: messenger RNA, 1720 nt
Organism: Archocentrus centrarchus (flier cichlid)
Lineage: Eukaryota; Metazoa; Chordata; Actinopteri; Cichliformes; Cichlidae
Gene: rbmx2
Product: RNA binding motif protein X-linked 2
Biological process (GO): mRNA splicing, via spliceosome
Cellular component (GO): precatalytic spliceosome; U2 snRNP; catalytic step 2 spliceosome
Molecular function (GO): RNA binding
Source: RefSeq, a predicted model, not a curated record
AUAACUUACAUGGAAAUCCAGUUAAAAUAUUUAGACAGUGUCUUCCCGCAGGUAGCUGUUAUCAACAGCUACACAAGCUUUGCGUUAAUACACAGUUGUAUAUUCAUUCAGAAUAAUAACAGUUUAGAUAUUUAGUCGUGUAAAAGUAGCGUGUUUUAAAGACGUCCAAACAGCAGGGGGCAGCAGGAAUUCCCGGCGGCGGGAAUUCAAACGGAAGUGGUUCACGUCAGCGAGGUUGGCCAUUUUCGCUACAGCACGGAUUUCUGAUCCGUAAAGUUCAUCAUGAAUCCUCUGACGAAGGUGAAGCUGAUAAACGAGCUGAAUGAGCGGGAGGCCAGCCUCGGGGUCAACGAGUCCGUUUCCUGGCACACCGAGUACAAAGACAGCGCCUGGAUCUUUGUGGGAGGGUUUCCAUACGAGCUGACUGAAGGCGACAUCAUCUGCGUCUUUUCUCAGUAUGGAGAGAUUGUCAACAUCAACCUGGUGCGCGACAAGAAGACGGGAAAGUCCAAAGGUUUCUGCUUCAUCUGCUACGAGGACCAGAGGAGCACCAUCCUGGCUGUAGACAACUUCAACGGCAUCAAGAUUAAAGGUCGGACGAUUCGCGUGGACCACGUCAAAGACUACCGACCUCCCAAAGACAACGAGGACAUCGACGAUGUGACCAAGCAUCUGAGGGAGGAGGGCUGCGCUCCCAAAGUCCCCCCCUCCUCCUCUGAGGAAGACGAGCAGUACGUCGUACCUGUGAAGAAGCCCAAGAAAGACAAGAAAGAGAAGAAGAAAAAGAAGAAAGAGAAGAAGGAGAAGAAGAAGGAGAAGAAGAGCCAGGCAUCUUCUUCAUCUCCUCCUCCUCCUCCUCCUCCUGUUCCAGUCAGAGUCAAAGAGGAGAAAGAGGACGCUGCCUAUGACAAAUACAACCAGAGAGGGGCGCCGCCGCCACGAGGACAGCAGAACGAGAGGGCAAGGGAGAACGAGAGACUGAGAGGGGAGGAGGAGGAGGAGGAGGAGGAGAGGAGGAGGAGAGAGACAGACCGGGAGAGAGAGAAGAAGAAAGGAGGAGGGAGGAGCGACAGAAACAGAGAGAAUGAUAGAAGAAGAGACGACAGACGACGAGAGACAGAGAGAGACAGAAGACGAGAUGACGAUAGAAGAAGAGACGACGAUAGAAGAGACGAGGACAGGAGAAGAGAGCUGGAGCGGGACAGAGAGGACAGGAGGAGGGAGAGAGACAGAGACUAUGAGAGAAGAAGAGAGACGGACAGAGAGCACGACAGGAGGCGACAGAGAGACAGUUAGAGGCAGACUGGACUGUUGGAGGACAGAAAACAAAAACGGCUGAAUGCUGGAAGAAACAGACAUGGUGAUUUAAUAAAAGCUGAACCAACACAAAUUAAUAUUUUAAUCCAGCUCUGUUGGUAGAUAUUAAUUUGAUGUUUACGUUUUUAUUUUUUGUGCAUUGUUCCAGUGUUAUUUAUGAACUGAAGUCCUUCUUUGUCCUGUUUAAGCUCUAAAAAUGUUCAGCUUGCACUGCUGGCGCCCCCUGGUGGCUGCAGAGGCCAUUACUCCACACUGAUUUGUUCUUAUGUUCAGGUUUAGUUUAAACUUCAUGUUUUGAGGAGGAAAAUCCAAGAUGCAACCUGAAGCACCCUCUUCCAUCCAUCUGGAAAAAACUGUGUUUAUCUACUGGAAUGAGUUUUAUAAUGAAUAAAUAUUUCUAAUU